AUGAAGAAGGGCAUCUUUCACAGAGGCCCCCGCAAUGGGGCUACGAACACCCCUUCGCCCGCUCCUCCGAACCCCAAAAAGGACCUUCAACCUCCCCAGAUAAGUCCGCUGGAGAAGAGAUUACAGGAUAUGGGACCAAUCCGUGUAGAUGGAAGCGACAAGUUCUUUGGCAUGGAAAAUUAUGGAAACACUUGCUACUGCAAUUCCAUUCUCCAAUGCCUCUACUACUCGGUUCCGUUCCGCGAGGCGGUUAUCAACUACCCACAGCGCACUCCUCUCGAAAGCCUCGAGGCUGCGCUCGCUCAGAACUUGCGAUUCCCGAACCCGAAUGCGCACCUGGAAGCCGAGGCGCAAGCAGCGAAACAGAAGGCCACCGCACCCUCGGCGCGCCAAGCUGGUGUGACCCCCAAUCAACCACAGAAACCAGAAGACAAGGAAUCCCCGGAAUAUAAGAAGAAAAUCGCCUUACAGACCUUGCCGAUCCUCGAGGCAAAGAAUAACGCCACCAGCUAUGGCAUGUCGGAAUCACUCUUCACAUCGUUGAAAGACAUCUUCGAGUCCUUGGUAGGCAGUCAGUCUCGAAUUGGAAUUAUCCGCCCGCAGCAGUUCCUGGAUGUGCUGCGCCGCGAGCACGAAAUGUUCCGGACGGCCAUGCAUCAAGAUGCACAUGAGUUUUUGAAUCUUUUACUGAACGAGGUCGUGUCGAAUGUUGAAGCCGAGGCCACAAAACAGAGUUUCACAGAAAAGGCACUGCCACCGAGUGAGAGCGCAGACUCUUUGGGCCUGACUAGUAGCUCUGGGUCAAAAUCCCCGAAUACAACGAGAUGGGUUCAUGAAUUAUUUGAGGGGAUUUUGACGUCGGAAACCAAAUGUUUGACAUGCGAGAAAGUCUCCCAGCGAGAUGAGGUCUUCCUUGACCUUUCCGUGGAUCUCGAACAGCACUCGUCGGUCACAUCUUGCCUGCGCAAAUUCUCCGCGGAGGAAAUGCUAUGCGAGAGGAACAAGUUCCACUGCGACAAUUGCGGCGGUCUUCAGGAGGCCGAAAAGCGCAUGAAGAUCAAGCGUCUUCCUCGUGUAUUGGCUUUGCAUCUGAAACGCUUUAAAUAUACCGAGGAUUUGCAACGGUUGCAGAAGUUGUUUCAUCGUGUGGUCUACCCUUAUCAUCUCCGCCUGUUCAAUACCACCGAUGAUGCCGAGGAUCCGGAUCGACUUUACGAACUCUAUGCCGUUGUCGUUCACAUUGGAGGAGGUCCUUAUCAUGGCCACUAUGUUGCGAUCAUCAAAACAGAAGAUCGCGGCUGGUUGCUGUUUGACGAUGAACUGGUGGAGCCUGUAGACAAAAGUUAUGUUCGCAACUUCUUCGGCGACCGGCCAGGACUGGCCUGUGCAUACGUGCUCUUCUACCAGGAGACAACCUUAGAGGCUGUCCUCCGAGAACAGGCGGCAGAAGAUCAGGCAUCUUCUGCGGCUGCCGCAGAAUCUGGCGCCCAGCAGCCCAAUGGAAACCUGUUCCAUGUGCAUAGUGUACCCACGGACGAUGCGAAUCGAUUGACCCCAAUCCAUAAAAUCACCACGGCACCUGUGAGCCCCCCUCGCGCACUGAGCCCCAAGAAAAGUGACGUUCAGUCUCGAAAGGAGAAGGCUCGAGAGGAAAAGGAGCUGCGCGCAGCGCAAAAGGCCGCAGACAAAGCGGCCAAAGAGGAGCGCGAACAAUAUGAAAAGAUGGAAAGGAUUCGUCGCAAGGAGGCAGACCACCUGAGGCAAGCUCAGAUCAAACAAGAGGCCGCCGAUCUUGAAAAGGCUCUCAAGGACAGCAAACAAGCGAGUAAAGCUGCCGCUGUCGACAUCGGACCGGAGAAUGGAUCUCCUCGAGACUCGUCCAAAUUCAACAUAUUCAGACGUGGAAGUCGCAGCAUAAGCCACCGUCUUAGCAAGGACAAAGAGAAAGAACCACGAGUCUCGACCUCGGCAUCGGACGUUGCACCAACCCCAGUCCCUGAAGUGCCGGCUCAACAAAGCGAGCCAGUGUCCCUACCUGUCGUUACGAAGGACCCCUCGGAGCUCUCUAGUUCAUACACGUCGGUGCAGACAUUCCCACCGAUCCAGGAAAAUCCCUCCAACGAUAACCACGUUUACAAUGCCAACUCCAAGGCCAACGGAAGCCCCAGCCAUACCAAUCUCCCAUUUAUUUCUACCUCUCCUACCACCCUCAACAAUUCCAACAACAUCAACUUCCAUAGCCCCGUCUACAGCCCCAAUGGUAACGGCAGCAGCGAGAAAUCCGGCAAUGGCACUGGCAAUAGCAAUGGGCAUACAACUCGAUGGAGAUCGUUCAGCUUCAAAAAAUCAGCCGCGUCAUGA
Messenger RNA from Penicillium malachiteum, 2361 nucleotides. RefSeq lists its product as uncharacterized. Gene Ontology annotation, biological process: protein deubiquitination. NCBI's taxonomy places the organism in Eukaryota, Fungi, Ascomycota, Eurotiomycetes, Eurotiales, Aspergillaceae. The record is from RefSeq and is a predicted model, not a curated record. Bases 1 to 2361 code for a protein of 786 amino acids. Gene Ontology annotation, molecular function: cysteine-type endopeptidase activity; cysteine-type deubiquitinase activity. The transcript is spliced from 4 exons. Gene Ontology annotation, cellular component: nucleus; cytosol.